AAUCGCAUUGCAGUCAUUGCACUCUGCAGGAAAUUUAAGAAACUAAAGGAUCUUGUCUAUGGUCAACCCCGGUUGACAUUUUAUAAUUUUCGCGAGAUUUUUCCAAUUUUACAAAUUUUCAGCCAUCUGUGUUCUAUUUUAAGACUAAUGACUGAUAAGAGUUUCAUGAAUUCCUCUGUUAUUUUCUGGUGUGUCAUGUGUGUAGUCAGCGUGUGUAAAGCGUCGGUAUGAGAGUUCUAUGAAUAGUGCGGAGGUAGCUUCCUGAGGGUUGUGGUCGGGACAGUGUGGUAAUAUGCAAUGGAUAUACAAGGGCUGGAAGAGGCGAUGGCUGUGGGUGCUGUUAGUGGCAGCGUUGUGCCCGCUGGUCUUGGUCCAGAAGAUCGGUGACCCUUACGAGAUCCUUGGGAUCUCCCGCCGAGCGACACUGGUGGAAAUUCGCAAGGCUUACAGGCAAAAGGCUAAGGAAUGGCAUCCUGAUAAAAACCUCCACCCAAAUGCGGAGUCUCGCUUUGUGGAAAUCAAACAGGCAUAUGAGCUGCUCUCAGACACAGAGCGACGGCAAGCUUAUGAUCAAUAUGGAAUCACAAAUGAAGAUGAACACCUAUACAAGCAGAGACAUGAUUACAGUACUUAUGCUCGGUUCAGCACUGACCCAUUUGAAGAGUUCUUCGGAAACCACUUCAGAACUCAAGACCAAGACAUCACAUUAUUUCAUAAGCUUUCAGUCACUGCUAAGCAUUUCGAAAAUAACAUAAUGGAGAAAUCAGUCCACACUCCAGCCCUAGUCCUCUUUUACACCGACUGGUGCUUCGACUGCGUACGAGCGGCGGCCUUCUGGCGGCGAUUAGUCGAAGCCUUGCAGCCUCUCGGUGUGACAGCGGCCACGGUGCACGCCGGGCAUGAAGCAAGCUUGGUUAGGAGGAUAGGCGUGCACGGGGUGCCGUGCCUUACACUGGUUCUCCAACAACAUGUUUACAUUUAUAAGGAAAGUCUCAGCUCCAUGCCGAAGAUAUUAGAAUGGAUCCGCUGGAAGUUUCCCUACAAGCUUGUUCCCCGAGUGACUGACUCUUCUCUGACCAGCUGGCUUGGAGACUUCGAAGACAACAAGGUCAAAGCGCUUAUCUUUGAGGAGCAGCCUACCAUGCGGCUUCGAUAUCUGCUGACUGCGUUCCAUUAUAGAGACCGGGUUUCUUUCGGUUUCGUCGCAAUGACAGCACGUGACUCUACCAACGUAACCGCCCGCUACAAAGUCCAGCGGCACAUCGACACCAUGGUGCUUUUGAAAGAGGACAGUCCAGAACCGGCGGCUACCGUCAGCACGACAGAAAUACCUACGAAGACGCUGCGGGAACUGAUAGAGGCUAAUCAGUUGCUGACGCUACCGAGACUAUCGUCGCAGGCGGUCCUAGAAAACGUAUGCCCCGUGGAAUGGCGGCCCAACCGCCGCCGCCUGUGCUGCGUGCUGCUGUGCUCGGCCGGCGCGGCGGCCACAGCGGCGCGCUCGGAGCUGAGGCGGCUGGCGAGAACGGCGCCCGAGAGACUACACUACGCAUAUGUCUAUAUGCACGCGCAGCCUAACUUCGUGCAGGCGCUGGCUAAUGGUUCAGGCAGCGACACAUCUCAAAUGGAGCACCGAGUAGUCAUCCUAUGGCGACGCGAAGCCACUCGCAUACAAUACGAAUGGCUCAACGAGACCUGGCCCGUGUGUUCCAACGGGCAUUGUGACGACUUCAGCGAACCGACCAAUGUGGUGUACCAGGCGAGGCUGAACGAUACGAAACGAGCGUUGGAACAGUUGGUCAAGCGACUAAUGAAGCCUACGGAGAUGAUGGCUUAUGAGGCACAUGUACAGGAGUUACUGGACGAAGCGGCCCGCGGUCCGCUGUGGCGCGCCAUGCUGCUGGUGUGCGAGUGGGCGGAGCGCGCGGCGCUGGCGCUGCGCACGCAGAAGGCCGUGUCGCUCGCCUCCGUGCUCGGCACCGUCGCUGUAGUACUAGCGGCCGGGUACCUCAUGGCGUACCUCAUCCGCGUAGAAGAAGAGUCCGUGCAACAACAGCGAAGCGAGCGACGCCGGCAAAACGGCAGUGCCAAGAAAAACAACAACGAGCCCCAGUCAGAGUUGAGGCUGCACGAGCUUAGGGCGGAGAAAUACAAUGGACUCGUCCGAUUGCUGAAACCUGGGUGCCGCACUAUAGUGCUGCUCGUGGACAUGCAGAGCCGAGUGCAGUUGCUGUCCAAGUUUCACAAGAUCGUGUGGCCGUACCGCAAAAACAAAACCCUCCUCUUCGCGUAUCUCCAAGUAGAAAGAAACAUUGACUGGUUCCGUCGCGUAUUACAACUAUCCCUAGGAGGGCAAGAGUUGCGUGUCAACGCCAGGAACUGCGUGGGCACAGUGCUGGCGCUGAACCCGCACCGCAACUACUUCUGCAUAUACCACGCCAAGCAUCCCGAGGGCGCCAAGCCGCACAAGAGGAUGUCCCGAAUGACGCGAUCGCUGGGCGCGUCAGCAGACCCCGAGGCGGGCGCAUUCAUCGGCUUCACCGAGCGCGACUCCAGCUCAGAUGAGGCACCGCCGUCGCCAUUGCUGCAAGAAAACCUUCUAGACGGCCUGGAGAACUGGCUGGAUCGACUGUUUGAAGGCAGCACCCACCGCUACUACAUCAACUACUGGCCCGACAUGACCUCCAAGUGAAGUCCGUCUGAACGUAGCUCUGCAAGUACACAUCCAAGGGAACAUAUAUGCUUGAACGCAGAAAACUAGAAGUAACUUUUUUGAAAUUGGGUGUCCAGACCACAUCUUUAUGCCAGUAUAAAAAAUGAAAACACAUUUUUUACCUUUUCUUAAGGUAACGUCAAGUGUGGCCCCUGGAGACAGAUGGGGUUACUUUAGACAAUCGUUUUUGACCAUGAACCAAUCUAGCUAUUUGAAAAUUUUACCCUAAGACUAGUAAAUCCAUCAAAAAUCGUAAAAUGGACACGACUGUCAGCCAAGUUCAUAUAAUUGGGGAAUAUUUCCUUUGUCUAAUGUUACUUCCUUCCUGUCCCCAGAUAUCCUACUUGACGAAUGAAAAAUCAGAAAGAAAAAUAUAAUAUAGUUAAUCAUAAUGUCACAAAUAAAAAAAAAUAACCUAUACGAAAUAAUAGGUUAUGUUUUAUGUUUUUGGGUAUGUAGCACUUUUUACAUGGAACUGUAUAAUUCUUAGAAAUAUAAUGUAAACAUAAAAUCAGCUUCAUGGAACUAGUGGGUAUCCAUUUUAUUUGUAUUAUGUGAAAUGUACUGACUUUCCUAUUUUAGCGAAGACUAAAGUUACACUGAGUAUCCUCUUUUGCCUUCUGAAUAGGCUUGUGGACAAAUGUGUAAGUACUACGCGCUAGGGGGUGUUUGAUAAAAAAGCGUUCUUACUCGUUUUUGAUAAUUUAAUUUAUGAUUUAGAUUUCACACACGAAUGCUGGUAACAUCGACAUUUUACAAUUUUUUAGAAUACGAAGUUAAAAAGCUGUAAGCAACGUGACACUUUUCGGUGUAACUUUUCCCUUUGCUAUAAAAGGUUCGUUAAGACCCCUUCACGCUAUCCAACCGGAGUGCGAAGGCCAUUAGGUUAGUUCCCUGAUACAAUCGAUUCUGACGUUUGGGAGCAGUUUAUGUAUAGAGUGCAUUAAGGAAUGAUAUUUAAAAUAAUCUAGUAUUAUCGAACAUUUUAUAGGCGAAUUAUAGCGUGCUAUAGAAUAUUAUUCACUAAGAAGACUAAAAUCACUGGAAGUUAGCCCGGCAAAUUAUAGUAAUAAGUCAAGUAAGAUGGCUACCAUUUACGCUAAGUUUUCUCAUUUAAAUUUAAUAAUAACACGGUCUUUAAGGAGCGUAAUACUACAUGUCCAAACAUAGGCACAAUAUCCGUAACAAUUAACAGAUAAAUCAUUACAAGCACUUGAACCUUAACCUUUCAUAAGUGGUCAAAAAUCAUGGGUUCAAACCACGGUUGUGCUGUAUAGACUGUAACCGCCCAGAGACUCAUAAAAAGGUUCCCUAUUCCAUAUUAAAUUUAAUCUUUAUUUUGACUUUAAAUACUUACCCCCUUAUUCAUACAAAAUUACGAGCCUGAUUUAGUUAAAUUAUGUUUUAUCCCUUUCUUACAAAUACAUAAGUCACAAUGACAGAUAAAGACAAACGAUCCAUAGCUAAUUCAGGCCAGUAUCGCGUUUAUGAAUGACGCCAUUAAUUGAUAGGAUGCUCGUUACAAUUUGGUGCCGUGACCAGGAUUAUGAUUAUUUAGUGACCAUUCAUAGACCUUACUUCGUUGCAAUAAGGUUUACAAUAAGUGAGCAUGCUUGCAUAUUCCACGGUAUUUUGUCGUCAGCGAACUAAUAUUAAACUGUUUUCAUAUGUACAUGCGUCGUGUACGUACUUUGCGUAUACAUGGACUUGUAGUAUCAUGCACUUCAGAACUAGAACUACAUUAUGUACUGACCUGAAGUCCCUCUUCGCAUCGAUUCGCACUUUUAUAAAAUUAGCUGUAUUUUAGCUAUUUUGUCUCACAAUAACUAGCGUAUUAAGUACAAUAUAGUCGAAGUGUCAUUAAUUUCAUAUAUCAUACCAUUGAAAAUAAGAACGCGAGAAAAUAAGAGUAGGGGGCACCGCGCGUCAAAACUUAGUGCCAUUAUUUCGUUUAAAAAAAGUAAUAUUAAAAUAUAAGUUCUAUGUAAUGGUUAAAUUGUGAAUAACUAUUUUGUUCAACACUGGUUAUAAUUGAUCAGAUGAAAAAGUAACAGUUUCACCAGACAUUAUUAAAAUUAUAAUCGAAAGUAUAACUCCACAAAAGAAGUAAGAACUCUUACCUACACGUAAAACGGAAUUUCAUACAAAGAAAUAAAAAUCAAUGAUGUCAUAAUCAUAAUAGAUCAAGUAAAGGACAACAAUUCUAGUCAUUUUUAAAUAGGGAAGUAUUUGCUGACAUUGUUAUGUGAAAUACAAAAUAAGAUAUUACAGAUUUACAAGUUUCAUUAUUCAUUAGGUAUUUUUUAAUUUUAAUUUUCAAAAUAUUGCGUGGUAAUACAUUGCGUCCCUUGCUCGCGUUAAGCACCGGUGAUAAGUAUUAGGUAGGGUAAAUCUAUCUAUUAUUGGCUCUCUCUCCAUCUCCAAAUAUUGACACGAGUAUUUGAAGAUAAUAGAAAACGUUGGUCAGUAAGUGGGAUUUUGGAGCCAAAAACAUAUUUGUAGUGUCAGUAACUGGUUAUUGGGUACUUUUUAUGGUACCGUGUUUUGUCUUAUGCCUUAAAAACACGCUUGAUUAUCAUACCGUCACAAUCAUAAAAAUAUAUGCCAUAUAGUUGAUAUACACUGCACUUCGAGUUAAGUACCUACUGAUUUUAAAUAAAUUUCCUACGUAAGUAAAUAGAAAAAAAUGUAGAUUCGUAGAUAAGGUAAGUUAGAUCAGGUUUGUAAGAUUUUUUAAAAACGUAACAUUAUGGUUCAGUGCAGUCGUCUUCAAUAAUAUUUGUACUGUAAAGGAUCUUAAAAAUACAUGAACACGAAUUAAAA
Messenger RNA from Cydia splendana, 5536 nucleotides. It is a transcript of the gene l(3)80Fg, whose product is annotated as dnaJ homolog subfamily C member 16. The transcript has 14 exons. Lineage: Eukaryota; Metazoa; Arthropoda; Insecta; Lepidoptera; Tortricidae. The coding region runs from base 293 to 2692 and encodes 799 amino acids. The record is from RefSeq and is a predicted model, not a curated record.